AUGCGUCCCCUCAGAUGCUUAGGCUUCGCACUUUGCACCCUGCUCCCCCUUGACGGGGUCCAGGCAUUGGCCUUGUCCCCGAGAGACUCGGUCGGGCAGCAGUAUGCGUGGAAUUUGACAGCUUUGAACACUUAUGAGCGGAGGGAGGACCCUAUUGAAGCAGGUCUUCAAAGGAUGUCUGUCAAGGGCGCUCCGUUCGGUGUCGAAGAGUUCGCACUUACUUCCGCGAUCAAGAUCAGCCUCUCCGGGGGCCAAAAGCUCGAUGACGCUGCAAAAGGAGCGUGGAAGCAGCUUGCAUUGACAAUGCCGCAACUCAUGGCUUCCAUGGAGGGUGUCAACAAAGUACUUCGCCUGGAUGAUUACUACAAUAGCGAUGAUUGGGUCUCCAGGACCGUCUUCGUCGACUCGACAGCGCCAAAUGCGACUCAGUUGCUCAGCAGCUUGAAGCCGGUCAAUCAUCCUGUCUUGUACAUUGUGACAGAAAGCAAUGAACUUGUCAUUCGAGCAACCCAUAGCGCCAUUGAUGACCAUGGCAUACACCUCCUUUGGGACAAAUUUCUUCGAGCAAUGGCACAGCCUGCCACCAUCCCGCUCGUCUCCCAGAAUCAGCUCGGGCAGAAGCUUCAGCCUCCAGCCUACCCUGUAGCCGCGGAUCUGGCUCAGACCACAGCUGGAGACGAGCUCAAGGCCCAGCAGAUCCUUGCGGAUUGGGCUGCCCAAAUGCCCACGAUUGGUGUCCCUGUAAGCAAAGCUGGCGUGGUUCCUGUUGGCUCGACCCGACAGCGGAGCAAGUACUCGGCGAGCGAAACGUCUCAAAUCAUUGCCAAGGCAAAAGCCAACGGCUACAGCUUGACCGAAGUCGUACACGCGGCCUUGAUUUCUGCGGCGGCACAAAUGAGCAAUUCUGGUGCAAAAUAUGUCUCCGUGGUCGCAGUCGAUACAAGAGAAUUCAUCGAGCAGCAGUUCCAAUCGACACCGCUUCCGUUUUACGAAAGCGUAUGGCCGCUGGUGAUUAAUCCGACAAACUUCUUUGACAUUGCGACCCAGCUGAAGAAUUUUUACAAUGGCCUUUACACAAACCCUGAGACCAAGCAAUUGGUCCCUCCCAUUUUUGAGAAUUUCGCCAACCUCUUCUUGGCUGCGCCUGUCACGUCUACUGACCCGAUUCUUUCAAGUAUCGGCUCUCUGGAUGGGAUUUUGCAAAAUAAUUAUGGUGCGGACAUCAAGCUUCAAGACGUUUGGCUUGCCGCCGACUCGACCACGCCGCAGCCAAUUUUCCAUCUUACCACCUUCAACGAAGAAAUCAGGCUUGACGUGACCUAUAAUCAGGCAUACCAUGCGGAUUCGACACUUGGCCAAUACCUGCAGCUUGUGCGUCAGAUCCUGCUGCAGCAAUUGCAAAUUUAA
Xylona heveae TC161 is the source of this 1407-nucleotide messenger RNA. RefSeq lists its product as hypothetical. Lineage: Eukaryota; Fungi; Ascomycota; Xylonomycetes; Xylonales; Xylonaceae. The transcript has a single exon. Bases 1 to 1407 code for a protein of 468 amino acids. The record is from RefSeq and is a predicted model, not a curated record.